UCGCGUCGAUCGCAACCGAUUCUCUUUCUUGCGGCUCUAUCCAUGCUCGACUGCCGGCGGGUGUGUGUGGUGGUGCAGUGGCGUGAAAGAUUUCACAGAAUUCGCUGAACACGCGCGCGGGAAGAUCAGGGAAACGUAUUUCAACGAACGUGUCACUGUGAAAUUAAUAACGACGAGGAAGACAUUCAGAGUCUAAGAGUAUCAAGGGUAUCGAAUACCGCGAUCAGCUGCAAACGUUUAAACUUUUAUUUAGAGUUCUCCUUACGGCGUAGAUGUUGAAUAUUUGAGAUACUGAGUCCCGGUUACGAAGAUAUCGCGACUAGAAUGAUCGAUCAUCGGGAUCAUUGUGGAUCAACGUAAGGAACGCGUGGCGUUCGCGAGACCAGUCCGAGCCAGGAGGUCCACCGCGAGUUUGGGGAUGUCGACGCGCGCGAGACGGACUUUAUGGCCGGUCAGGACGCGUGUUCGACGCUCUUCGACCAGUCAGAUCUACUACCGGAAGUGCUGAUGAUGAAUGACCCGGGAUCCACGAGGUAGAUCGAACUAGUGAUCCGACGAACGAACCUGUCCGGUUUUGCUGGAAAGUGAUCCGUGGAUUGUUUUACUUGACUCUUUUCUCUUUCUUCACGCUCCACUCGUCGGUUGAGUAAGAGCUGGUGACAAAGGGCUUUCUAUACAUAUAUCGCGUCGUGCCGUCGGACUUUGGGAAAUGUUUCUUCGACCACUGACUUCUGAAACAGCCAUGGACUGGCGGGGAGUUGCACUGGCGUUUCUGUUGAUCACAAUAGCGAGGCACAGCACCACACACGCGGCCCAAAUACCCCAGCUAGUGCCUACGUCGACCGCGGCGAUAGCGAGCACCGUGCAAAUCGAAUGUGCGAGCGAGUCAAUAAUCGUUUACAUCUCGACUGAGGGCAACAUCGAUUUCCACGGUCUGGUGUAUCCACGGGGAUUGUCAAAGAACAGUUCUUGCCUGCAGGAGUACAGGAGCCAACCCACCCCUAUAACCUACAACCUGCCCCUCAGGUCUUGCAAUACUAUGCCCACCGAGCUGGACGACGGUGGUAUCGAAUACUUCAACACGAUAGUGGUACAGCCACACUUGAAGUUGGUAACGAACCAGGGUAGGGGUUUCCACGUGAGAUGUCGAUACCAGACAAGAGACAAAGUGGUGACGAACGAUCAAACCCACGUGGCCAUGUUGCAAUCACUACCGCUACAAGCAACAGCUCCUAUGCCAGGAUGCACGAUGAAGAUCUUCAGCGGAGAUCCAACGAGACAUCAAGUGGCGGAAAACGUGAAGAUCGGGGACCCUCUGACCUUGGUCAUUAGCAUCGACAAACAGGAAAUGUUCGGUCUGAAGAUCUCUGAUUGCCUGGUACGCGAUGGCCUGGGAUGGGGGGAGCAGAGGCUCAUAAACGACGAAGGUUGCCCGGUCGACGGUGAAAUUAUGGGACAGUUCACAUACAGCAACGACAAAACGGAGGCGAAGGUGAACUUCCAGGCGCACAAAUUUCCCUACACAGCCAGCGUCUAUUACCAGUGCAACGUCCGGCUGUGUGUGAAACACGACGGAGGAUGCACUAAUACGCCACCGGCAUGCAAUUCGAUAGCUAGACGACGCAGGGAUACCACGAAUGACAACUCAGUGAAGAGUGUCAUAGGCUUGGAUGGCGGAACACCGGCCACCAUCGAGGUUUAUAGCGGGCUCUACGUGAACGAAGCUUCGGACAUUAGCUCCAAGUCAGACUUCAGCGAUGUCUUCAGAGAAAGGACAAUUGACGAUCCCAACAGCAUCUGUAUCUCGCAAAGGAGCUUCGCCAUUGGCAUCGCGAUCGCUGGUCUAAUUCUCAUGUUGGCGGUGGUCGCCGCGAUUUUGGUACUACUUGCCAAGAAACGGCACAAGAGCGUCUCGACAACGGGCUCGUCCAUCUACAGUGGGCCCUACACGAACACCGCGUACAGUCACAGCAGCUAAGUUCACUCCGACCCUCGAAAUUCCUUAAACGGGGAUAUUCGAACGAGAAAUUCCAAACUGCACAGUAGUGAAGAAGCGAACGAAAAAUCGAACGAUAGAUGGACGACUACAUUGGAAAGCCAACGCUUUCGAAUUAAUUUAUCGGUUCUACGUCGGCCCGGUUGAACCGAGGCGCAGAGAAUUUAGGUGGAAUAAACGAGAUACCUUUUGCUCAACUGCCGAUGCUAUUAUUGUUGCUUUUUUUCUUUUUUUUUUUCUUCGAAGAAGUAGCUCAGAACCGAUGGGUCCAGACACGUGUUCGAACAUAUCGGAUCAGUCUAUGGAAUUCGUGUGCUUGCGCGUGUUUUUUUUUUUAUUAAUAAUCUUGCCAUUCUUUUGGUAAUUCGUUGCACCGUUUUCUAACACUGUCCCUUUGAUAUUUCCUUCAUUGUGAAAUUUGUUACUUAAGCACGUGUCGCGACCUACGCUUAGAGAAAUCCGUAGCUCAUCAAUUUGAAACGAAUUGACACGAAUCCCUAGGAUUAACUUUAAUAUAUAUACGUUAUAGAUAUAUACUAUUAUUAUUAUAAUUAUAUACAUACUGUAUACUAGUCCGGUAUACGCUGUCCUAGCUAACCUAGCAGCCGCAUUAAAAUGGCGCACAACACGAAUAUUAUUUGUCCAUCACGAUCAUCCCGGUAAUUUAACUUAAUCAACUGUGCAGAACAAUUUUAGCGUUUAAGUUGAAGUCAAACUAGUUCGCGGAGACUCUUUAAGCGAAUCAAACGUCCCAGUGACUCUAACUGCCAACCAUCCUUCUUCCUUCGACUUCCGUGCAACUCUUUGCACAUUUCCUUUUUACGUUUAUAGCAAUUUCUCUCCAUAUUUAUAUGUAGUCAUCUCACUCGGUCGACACGUUGUUUGUACUCGAGAAAUAAUCUCUGGCGCGCGGAGCUGAACAAAUUUAUCUCAAUCCUCGACUGGCAGGACAAAAUACUUUUUACAAAAUCGAUAUAAUGUAUCGUCGAAAACUUUGGGGGAAAUCUUCAGACAACACUUUAUCCCUUGUUCUAUAUUCUGAUACUAUCUUAUAGUCAUAGGUUAGAUAUAUUUCAUCUAUCUAAAUACUAACCUAGCUUGUUUCGUUGCAGUUAAUUCGAACAUUGAGGUUAGAGUACACAAAGUUUUAAGUAAAUCGAAUAUGAACAGUAUGUUUUUAUUGUUAAAUAAAAACACAUCCUUUGUUAAGUUAUUGCGCUGGUCUCGAACUAUGAAAUCUUAACGAGUAAAUACUGUGUGGCUUUUUGCAGCACCUACCACUCGAGGAUUCAAAUAAAAGUAAAACGCUCCAACUUCCUUUAGUGUCUUUAAUUACAGUCCACUUACAUGUUUAUAAUUUCCUUCGAACUAUCCACUCGGACAAAAAUGGAUACGUGAUCGGCUCUUAUUGAUCGAUAAACUAAUGAACUUAUCUUGUAACAAGAAUAUCAACUCAGGGCUCUUUUUUUAUAGCUCCUUACGGUACCUACCGACGUCGAAGGUUCGAAAAAAGGGGUAAAACGCUCUAAUUUCCUGUGGUGUGUUUAGUUACAGUGUAGUUACAUGUCUGUAAUUUUCUUCCAACUACCCAACUCCUACUAACCGAACAGAAACAAGUUUCCACCAGUUUAAACAAAUUAUAGUUCUCUUAGCACGUUCACUGCGGUUACUUUUUUCGUAAAAUAGUAUUUCGUGAUAUUUUGAUGUUUGUAUUUGACGAAAUCGGAAAUAUUGGCCAAUUUAUACAUAUUAAUAAUUGGAUUUCAGACUCAAAAAUGUUUAAGAAACAAACGUGACAUUAUUUAUAAAUUUAAUUUUUCGUAAGUUACACGGUGAUUAUUAUGUAAUAUAAGAAUAGCAUGACUUUAUUUUCAACCGAUGAAUUGCAAAUAUUUUUAGUACUUUAUCGUAUCUUGUCAUCAUAAUGAAAGACAACUAAGUAGUUUUAAAUAAGAGCAAAUUAAAUUAAUAUAUUAUUAAUGCAGACUCAAUUGAUAAACUGAAUAACACAAACGUAAGUCAAACAAAAUGGAAGUUAGAAAGGCAUUUCUUCUUCUCUUUCUGACAAAUAUCUUUCUUGCAAGAGUGAUUUGCAUUUAGUCAAUGAAUGGACAACAAUGUUCGAUUAGAAUAUUAUGUAUGCCUGGUUUCAAGGUCUAAUACAUCUUUAUAUUUUGCAACUUUUAGCGUUAAUGAAUCCUUAUAAGCAGACUGAAAAUUACUGAAAAUUGCUUUUAGUCGAUGCUUCUUUUUUAAUAUUUAAUAUUUAUACUUUUAUUGGUAAAAGUUGCAUUCUCCUUGCAUUGAAUCGUGCCUUUCUUAGUCAAAUAAAUUUCGUAACAGACGUUUAUAUUUCAUAAUCAAAUAUUUUUGAUGUAAAAAGGCCGUAUUUAUUACUUAGAGCUAACUCCUGUGUUUUUGUUAUUAAAAUAGGAUAUAUAUGAAGUGUAAAAAGUAGAACUGUCUCCUCAUUGCAGCAAACUAAAACAGACUAAAAAUAUAACAAACCACUCUUAUAAGAAUAAUUCUUCAUAUGGAAAGGCGAUGUUGUUAAAGAAAAAUACGUUUUUACAUGUUUUGGAAUUCAAAUGACUAAUAUUGUCUGCUAUUGUGAGAACGAAGACUAAAAAUGAAUUGGAUACUAUUAUUAGUCAUACCUACAUACGAAUGUAAAAUUGAUAAACGGAUUGUGGGUUGUUGCUCUUACAUAAUAACAACUUUAUGGUUUUUCGAAUAUGAUUGACACCAAUUUACGGUAUAUGUUAAUUUCCUGAGUGAUUAUUCUACCGAUGUAUCGUUAUUCGAAAAAGACAACGACGAGUAACGAGUUAUACUAACGAUGACGUUACAAAGUUUCUUCCGAAAAUUCCAGGGUAAAUAAUUAUGUAUUUCGAUCUUCCUAUGAGCUGUAGAAAUCUAUCCUAUAAAAAACUUUUAUUGUCAGGCCAAAAUUGGCCAAUUUCUACCAUGGUCCUUUACAUUUAAAUCAAAAGGACAAUAUUAAAAAUCGUUGAUUUUUUAAAUAAAAAAUUCUUUUAUAUUUCUAUGCCUUCUUAGGAACAAAAAGUUUAAUAUCUAUUUUGUCUGGAAAUGAUAGGAAAAUUGCCACUGGAUUCUUUCCCUAUCUUAAGUGAGUGAUCUCUACGUAACCCAGACCGAUGGCCUUUUUAGGAAUCGCAGACCAUGGGUUGAGAACCACUGGCCUGAAAUUUUUUGUUCCUAAGGAUGUGUACAUAGGUACGUGCUCUUUUCAAGGCAAAAAAAAAUCGAUAAUUUUUAACAUUGUUCUUUGGCUCUCUGUUACGAAAUCCCGCAGAGCAGCGAACGUGUUAAAAGGCAACCCGGGAGUUGCAUGGGAUGUAUCGGUUUAUUACGUGCUUCGUGUUACGUGAGAUCAGGUCCCGUUGACUCAGAAACUGAAGAAAAGGCUCUGGUGCGUGUCCAGUUAGAACGUUCCAGGCAUGCGAAAAUCUAGCGAACAUUCGAAAACUGACCAACCGCGUUUCCUUGUGUUUCUGGCAACGUGGCCCUCGCAUGAGUGUGGCGAUAAACGAGUCUAUAAUCCGAUUGUAAUCCACUAUAACGCUUAAACGUAAAGUUAGUUUAAUUGAAUCGAGGUGCUGCUCCGAUGUCGGCACUCUUUGCAUCGGGAACUCUUGUUUUUUAACGAACGAACUCAUUAGAGGGCGCAAAUAAUAUGAAAAUUAGAGGUUAGGUAUUCGAUACGAUUCAAUCCCAAUUCGCCGAAUUUUAGGUUAUCAGCACAGCCAACUAAAAAUUUGAUGGCAAACUUUUUUUUUUCGAUUCGUGUACCCUCGGUUUUGGAAAUUCGUUCGUUGAAACUGUUAAGUACUUACCCGUGUACGUCCCUCCGUUUCUUCGAUUCUUUCGCAACAAAAAUCAGAAGAUAUAAACGACAGAUUUGCCGAUUUGGUAGCUACUCUUGCAAGAAAGAAUCGAAUGAAGUGCGAGGCAGUGACGUUUCGCCGACGCGUGGAGCGUCUUUUAGUUUUUAGUCGUCGAAAAGGAGUGAAACUGCCGAUGCAGUCGCGUAACUGGGUCCAACGUGGUGGUGGGUACAGAUCGUAAAAUUUACAUUUUAAAGAGAGAAAUAGAAGGAACAACGGACACGCAAACGUAACCCAUAAAAACGUUAUUAUACGAAAUAUCGAAAAUGAAGAAAAAUGCAAUAAACGUCGAUUCGAUUUGUAGAAGCGAUUAUACGAUGGCGACGGUCAUUCUCUGUGGACUGGCCUUCACCGAACCCUACAUUAUCGAACAUCGUAUCGCAGCAAUUUUUUUAUUCCGUCCAAGAUAACCGUAGAGAUUAAACAAAACUACGAAAACUUUAAAAAAUACAACAAAAUAUUAUUUGAUCAAACAGUUCACUUUUUAUUUGUUCGUUGUGAAACAUUUCAUUCUCUAGCUCAAAUUCUACUUUUUAUUUAACAAGCAACGGAUGAUAAUUGUUAAUCUUUUAUUCGAAAUAUCUAUUUAGAUACGAAUUUUAUCCAUUUCUAAUCUUCGACUAUCACAAUGUAUAAAAAUAACUCGGCUUUAACAUUCGUGAAAAUGUAACACGAUACUCGACGAAACUACCGCAAUGUAUUUACAAACAAAAUGCUUCCAUGUAUUUUUAAGAAUGUUACGUCGAGGUAAAAGAUAAGACAUCAAUUUUAUAACUUUUGAUUUACGAUCGAAGUAUAGUAUAAAUUUGUAAUGAUUGUUAACUCGGCGUCAUGAUUUUCUGCGAAUCUCACAGCAAGUGCAAUAACGUCUUUCGCGAUAUCGACAGUCCUGAGAAUUUCUGUCGCGGAUUGGAAAUGGCUGGCGAACGUAUAACGAACAAGCGUGUUAUCGUUUGCUUGUGCUCGUGGCAUUGGUUCAUAGCGACAUUGGGGACGAAAAUGCCUGUAUAGAGACUUUUUUUAAGGACACGUGAUUCUUCUUAGGUCCCGCAACGUUCCUCUGGACCCUUGUCAAAAUACCUUACAACGAACUUGUGUAAAUAACGAAAACGCAAUAAAUCUUGUAACCAUAAAGCAACACGACUAUUCAAUAUCCCACAAAAGAUGUGUAAAAUAUCAGCCUGCACUUGUCUUCAUUAUACAGGGCGUUCGACCACCCUUGGAAAACAUUUUAAUGGGGGAUUCUAGAGGCCAAAAUAAGAUCAAAAUCAAAAAUACUAAUUUGUUGAUGGAGGCUUCGUUAAAAAGUUAUUAACGUUUAAAGUUCCGCCCGUACUGAAU
Colletes gigas is the source of this 7245-nucleotide messenger RNA. RefSeq lists its product as uncharacterized. Bases 710 to 1978 code for a protein of 422 amino acids. The record is from RefSeq and is a predicted model, not a curated record. The transcript has 9 exons. Lineage: Eukaryota; Metazoa; Arthropoda; Insecta; Hymenoptera; Colletidae.